AUUUUUUGUGUGGAGACUAGGUCUCACUCUAUUGCCCAGACUGGUCUCGAAUUCCCAAGCUGAAGUGAUCUGCCCACCUUGGCCUCCCAAAAUCCUGGGAUUACAGGCAUGAGUCACUGCACUGGCCUCAAGUGAAUUUUGUUACAUGCAUAGAUUGCUAUUUGGACAACUAUAAGAGGAUUAAGUUUCAUUGGUAUCUCUGAAAGGCUGUAAACAGUAGCCAUAUAAAUGGUAAGGAAUUACCAGGUACUUCCACUUUCCAUGUCUUAAAUCACAAAAUAAAAUUAGUGGCACCGCAGGCAAUCUGGUCUGUCCACUUAUAACUGUCAUUCACCUUGACUGAGGGUAUUCUGUAGCAUUCAUCAUCAUUUGUCACAAUAGCUUUAUUAUUUAUUUAUUUAUUCUGAGACAGAGUUUUGCUCUUGUUGCCCAGGCUGGAGUGCAAUGGCUCAAUCUUGGCUCACUGCAACCUCCGUUUCCCAGGUUCAAGUGAUUCUCCUGCCUCAGCCUCCCCAGUAGCAGGGGUUACAGGCGUGAGCCACAGCGCCUGGUCAGCUUGUCACAAUAGCUUUAUUAUGUCUUAAGUUUUGCUUAAUGCUGCAACCUCCUGGACUCUGCAGCUAUUCAGCUGCUGUUGCUUUGAGUAUCUUCUAGUUUUGGGAAUGCACCAAACUCAUUCACCACAGGGCCUUUGGCAUAGGUUGUGUCCUUGGCCUGCACAGGCAGCCCCUCACCCUCGGGCCUCUCCUGCCUCUCUUGCCAGGCAUCUCCCACACGUGCUGCUAUUUCCCAUUUACUUGUGCCUUCCCUUAGGAGGACAAGGAUGGGGUCAGUUUUGUUCAUCAUCUCAGUUCCCCCACCAACUUUUCCCCCCAGCACGCAGCCUGGCAGUCAAUGCUGAUUUGGGAGAAUGAACAACUGAUUCUGUCGGUUGAACGUUUAUUUUAUAUUUUAUUAUUUCAUUUACUUAUUUAUUUUCGAUACGGAGUCUCACUUUGUCGCCCAGGCUGGAGUGCAGUGGCGCGAUCUUGCCUCACUGCAACCUCUGCCUCCCGGGUUCAAGCAAUUCUCUGUCUCAGCCUCCCAAGUAGCUGGGAUUACAGGCAUCUGCCACCAUGCUUGGCUAAUUUUUGUAUUUUUAGUAGAGAUGGGGUUUCACCAUGUUAGCCAGGCUGGUCUCGAACUCCUGACCUUGUGAUCCACCUGCCUCGGCCUCCCAAAGUGCUGGGAUUACAGGCGUGAGCCACUGCGCCCGGCCAGCUAUUUAUUUUUUUGAGACGUAGUCUUGCUCUGUCGCCCAGGCUGGAGUGCAAUGGCACCAUCUCAGCUCACUGCAACCUCUGCCUCCCGGGUUUAAGCGAUUCUCCUGCUUCAGCCUGUAGCUGGGAUUACAGGCGUUACAGGUGCCCGCCACCAUGCCUGGCUAAUUUUUGUAUUUUUCAGUAGAGACAGGGUUUCACCACGCUGAUCAGGCUGGUCUCAAACUCCUGACUUCAGGUGAUCCACCCGCCUCGGACUCCCAAAGUGUUGGGAUUACAGGCGUGAGCCACGGCGCCCGGCCUAUUUUAUUUUGAGACGGAGUCUUGUUCUGUCGCCCAGGCUGCAGUGCAGUGGUGCAAUCUCGGCUUACUGCAACCUCUGCCUCCCGGGUUCAAGCGAUUCUCCUGCCUCAGCCUCCCAAGUAGCUGGGAUUACAGGCGCUCGCCACCAUGCCUGGCUAAUUUUUGUAUAUGUAUAUUUUUUGAGACGGAGUCUCCCUCUGUCGCCCAGGCUAGAGUGCAGUGGUGCGAUCUCGGCUCACUGCAAGCUCCGCCUCCCGGGUUCACGCCAUUCUCCUGGCUCAGUCUCCGGAGUAGCUUGGACUACAGGCGCCCGCCACUACGCCGGGCUAAUUUUUUUGUAUUUUUAGUAGAGACGGGGUUUCACCAUGUUGGCAAGGAUGGUCUCGAACUCCUGGCCUCAAGUGAUCCGCCCUCCUCGGCCUCCCAAAGUGCUGGGAUUACAAGCGUGAGCCACUGCGCCCAGAAUUUUAUUUUAUUUUCGAGAAGGGGUCUGCUCUGUCAUCUAGGCUGGAGUGCGGUGGCAUGAUCUCGGCUCACUGCAACCUCUGCCUCCCCGGUUCAAGCGAUUCUCCUGCUUCAGCCUCUCGAGUUGCUGGGAUUACAGGCGCGCGCCAUCACAACCGGCUAAUUUUUUUUGUAGAGACGGGAUUUCACAAUGCUGGCCAGGCUGAUCUCGAACUUCUGACCUCAGGUGAUCCGCCCGCCUCGGCCUCCCAAGGUGCUGGGAUUACAAGUGUGAGCCACCGCCCGCGGCCGGUAGAACAUCUGAAGCUUCUAAAGCGAACUCUAAGGUUUCAUUGGCACGAGGGGGCUCGAACCAGGUCAGGCUUCCAGGCGUCAGUGCUCAGUGCUUGGCAUCUACUGAUAGAAACCAGGAAUGAGGGGCUGGAGGCGGAAACAGCUUGAAGAAAGAGGUAGAGGCCAGGGAGUGAGGACGGUGUCUCCUUUUCCUGGAAGUUGGUAAUUCAGGCAGAAGGAAGUUGGAUGAGCUUGCAGAACAUCCGAGGGGCCAGUCGGCCCUGCUCCCGCCUCCACCGCGGAGGCACGGCCCCUUUAAAGCUCCCGGAAACGGUCCCACAGGACCGGAAGUGACCCUUUUAUUUCCCUUCCUCACGUGGUGCAGGCAGGAAGUGACGCGCGUGGCCCGGGAGCUGCGGACGCAGAGGCCGACGGAGCCGGAGUCGCGGACGCCGCGGGGUCUCCGGGACAGGAACCUUCAGUGCUGCGUCUAGAUUCUGCAGGGGAGGUUUGCUGGGACCUUGGCCCUACCCAGCCAGCGAAAUGGCAGCCACACUCGAUUUGAAAUCAAAGGAGGAGAAGGAUGCUGAGUUGGACAAGAGGAUCGAGGCUCUUCGGCGGAAGAAUGAGGCCCUCAUCCGGCGCUACCAGGAGAUUGAGGAAGAUCGUAAGAAAGCUGAACUUGAGGGAGUUGCGGUCACAGCUCCCCGAAAGGGCCGCUCAGUGGAGAAGGAGAACGUGGCAGUGGAGUCGGAGAAGAACCUGGGUCCUUCCCGGAGGUCUCCUGGGACCCCUCGGCCCCCAGGGGCCAGCAAGGGGGGCCGGACUCCUCCACAGCAGGGAGGCCGGGCCGGCAUGGGCCGAGCAUCGCGCAGCUGGGAGGGCAGUCCCGGGGAGCAGCCUCGAGGAGGAGGAGCUGGGGGCCGUGGCCGGAGGGGCCGGGGCCGGGGUUCCCCUCACCUCUCUGGAGCUGGAGACACCUCAAUCUCUGACCGUAAAUCCAAGGAGUGGGAGGAGCGGCGCAGGCAGAACAUUGAGAAGAUGAAUGAGGAGAUGGAGAAGAUCGCCGAGUAUGAGCGCAACCAGCGGGAAGGGGUUCUCGAACCCAACCCAGUGCGGAACUUCCUGGACGACCCCCGACGACGCAGCGGGCCCCUGGAGGAGUCUGAGCGGGACCGCCGGGAGGACAGCCGCCGGCAUGGCCGCAACUGGGGGGGCCCCGACUUCGAGCGGGUGCGCUGUGGCCUUGAGCACGAGCGGCAGGGCCGCCGAGCUGGCAUGGGCAGUGCUGGAGACAUGACGUUGUCCAUGACGGGCCGGGAGCGGUCGGAGUACCUGCGCUGGAAGCAGGAGAGGGAGAAGAUCGACCAGGAGCGGCUGCAGAGGCACCGUAAGCCCACUGGCCAGUGGCGGCGCGAGUGGGAUGCCGAGAAGACCGAUGGGAUCUGCCCGGUCACCCAUUAUCUUUCCCCCAGGUUCAAGGAUGGCCCAGUCCCUGCCCACGAACCAUCCCACCGCUAUGAUGACCAGGCCUGGGCCCGGCCCCCGAAGCCCCCUACUUUUGGGGAGUUCCUGUCCCAGCACAAAGCUGAGGCCAGCAGCCGCAGAAGGAGAAAGAGCAGUCGGCCCCAGGCCAAGGCAGCGCCCCGGGCCUACAGUGACCAUGAUGACCGCUGGGAGACAAAAGAAGGGGCAGCAUCCCCAGCCCCUGAGGCUCCACAGCCUAAUUCCCCUGAGGCUUCCCCCAAGGAGACACCCACGCAGCCACCCGAGAUCCCAGCUCCUGCCCACCGGCCUCCGGAAGAUGAGGGGGAAGAGAAUGAGGGGGAAGAGGAUGAAGAAUGGGAGGACAUAAGUGAAGAUGAGGAGGAGGAGAUCGAGGCGGAAGAAGGUGACGAGGAGGAGGAACCAGCCCAAGACCACCAUGCCCCAGAGCCUGCCCCCACCGAGAGCCCCUGCAGUGAGCAGGCCCACGGAGUCCCCUUCAGUCCGGAGAAGCCCCUGCCGGAGCCCCAGGCCCCUGGCACACCUUCCAGCCCUUUCUCACCACCCAGUGGCCACCAGCCCGUGUCCGACUGGGGCGAAGAGGUGGAGCUGAAUUCUCCCCGGACCACCCACCCAGCUGGCGCCUUCUCUCUGGGAGGUGGCCAGUCAGCCCCUGCCUCCCCGGAGAGUGGGCCCAGCCUCCGAGGAACCCAGAAAGUUGAAGAGGAAGGGUCUGAGGCAACUCCAGAGGCAGGCCCCGAAGGCCAGGAGACGGCGGAGAUCACCGACUUCCAGAGGGUGCGUUUCUGCAAGGUGGUGGCGGCCCCUCCGCCUCCGGGGGCCGCUCGCUGACCGCGCCCGCCAGACCGCGGCCUCCGCGCUCUGCACUAACCUCCCACCGCCUCGCUCCUCUGUCCUUUGCUUCUGCCACACUCCAGCCAGGAGAGGGUUAAAUCUAAGGGGGGAGGAGCCAGGGUCUGCAAGCCGGGCGGGGCCAGGGCAGUAGUCGGUGCAGGCCCCACCUACAGGGGACGUCGCGGCACUGGGACAGCUGGGACGCUGCCGCGCUAGUCUCCCAUGGAGGCCCUGGGCGGCUUGGGCCAGUCUUCGGGCCGAACCUUCCGCCUCCAGGAUUGCAUCCGAGGCCUGGCAGCCGAUGACUCCUCCGAAGGGCUUGAAUUACUCGGGCGCCAGCCCUGUCGUAUUAAACGCAGUGCUUCCGCUCA
This is a messenger RNA of Symphalangus syndactylus (siamang), 5011 nucleotides long. It is a transcript of the gene CCDC9, whose product is annotated as coiled-coil domain containing 9. The record is from RefSeq and is a predicted model, not a curated record. NCBI's taxonomy places the organism in Eukaryota, Metazoa, Chordata, Mammalia, Primates, Hylobatidae.